CUCUCCCUCUCCCCCUCUCCCUUCCUUUUCCCCCUCCCUUUCCUUCUCCUCCUCUCUCUCAGCUUCCUAACAUUAAAGAGAAAAUGCUGCUAUCAGUGACUUCCAGGCCUGGGAUUUCGACUUUUGGCUAUAACAAGAACAACAAGAAGCCGUAUGUGUCAUUGUCACAGCAGAUGGCACCACCUAGUCCAAGCAGCAGCACCCCCACCAGCAGCAGUGGGGGCAACGGCAGUGACCAGCUGAGCAAAACCAACCUGUACAUCCGCGGACUGCAGCCGGGCACGACUGACCAGGACCUUGUCAAGCUGUGUCAGCCAUACGGCAAGAUUGUCUCCACGAAGGCCAUACUGGACAAGACUACAAACAAAUGCAAAGGCUAUGGUUUUGUGGAUUUUGACAGCCCUUCAGCAGCACAGAAGGCUGUAACCGCACUGAAAGCCAGUGGUGUGCAGGCACAGAUGGCAAAGCAACAAGAACAGGACCCCACAAAUUUAUACAUCUCAAACCUCCCACUGUCCAUGGACGAGCAAGAACUGGAGGGGAUGCUGAAGCCCUUUGGCCAGGUUAUCUCCACUCGGAUCCUUCGAGACACCAGUGGGACCAGCAGAGGAGUUGGCUUUGCAAGGAUGGAGUCCACAGAGAAGUGUGAAGCGAUCAUCAGCCACUUUAAUGGAAAAUUCAUUAAGACGCCCCCUGGAGUUCCAGCCCCAUCCGAUCCCUUGCUCUGCAAAUUUGCUGAUGGUGGGCCAAAGAAACGACAAAAUCCAGGGAAGUUUGUACAAAACGGACGGGCCUGGCCAAGGAACGGAGACAUGGGUGGGAUGGCCUUGACCUAUGACCCCGCCUCGGCCCUUCAGAAUGGGUUUUACCCGGCCCCUUAUAACAUCACCCCCAACAGGAUGCUUGCUCAGUCUGCCCUCUCCCCGUACCUCCCGUCUCCUGUGUCUUCGUAUCAGAGAGUGACUCAGGCAUCUCCUCUGCAAGUGCCUAAUCCGUCUUGGAUGCACCACCAGUCAUACCUCAUGCCACCUUCAGGUUCUGUUCUGACACCGGGGAUGGAUCACCCCAUUUCUCUGCAGCCAGCCUCGGUGAUGGGACCCCUGACCCAGCAACUGGGCCACCUCUCGCUGAGCAGCACGGGCACGUAUAUGCCGACAGCUACAGCUAUGCAGGGAGCUUACAUCUCCCAGUACACGCCGCUGCCUUCUUCCAGUGUUUCUGUUGAGGACAACAGCGGCCAGCAGAACCAAGUGGCAGUGGAGACACCCUCAGACCAUGGAGUCUAUUCCUUCCAGUUCAGCAAGUAACUGAGGCUGAGCCUGCCUGCUUAGCCUUUUCACAGUCUUUAAUUUUGUGAAUUUUUUUGGAAUGAAAUUUCAUACGGAAUUUGGGGGUUGGCGCUGGGCAGGGAGCAAGGCAGAACACUAAGCAGGCAGCGGAAGUGGCUUUUUUCUCUGCUCUGACACGUCUUGGUUGAAAAGACUAGACUCCAGCUGCAGGAAGCAGAACUGUCACCUGCUCCUUUCAGAGAUGACCCCACAGCCUUUGGAAGCCACCUUUGAACCAGAUUUGGUUGAAGACUAGGUCUUUCCAGACAAGUACCCGAUGGAUGUACUGACUUCUCACUUCUCUCUGUGGAAGCUGUGGCCUUGGGGUCCCUGCCCUCCCGCCCGCCUCCUGGAGGAGCUCCUCGGCCGCCCUGUGGCCCUUCUCUCCCCGCUGUUUGCUACGCUUCGUGCAGGCUCCUUCCCGACUGGAGGAUCGACUGCUUCACCUACAGACCAGUGGUUCUUGGGCAGAGGUGGUUUUGUUGCAGGGCCUGUUGUCAGCAGCCGUGACAUUUCCGAUCGCAGUGCCUAGGAGUGGCGUGUGGGCUCCCAGCGUCUAUUCUAAGAGACGAAGGACGUUGCUGAGCAUGCCACGGUGCACAGGACACCACCUCUCUCCAAACAAACGUCCGUGGUGCCAAGGUAGAGAAGCUUUGGUACGGUGUUUCCCUGCUUUCUGGGGCAGGAUCAGUUUCCGUCCCAACCGUGGACACACAGCUCUUUGACAUUCAAUGCUACUGGUCGGGAGGGUGGAACUGAGAUCCUAGAAUUGCCUGAGGUUUGACCUUGGAAGCUGUUGCACACAGCGAAGCUGUCCUGGCAAGGCCGGCAGCCACUGUCAGCGUGGCCAGUGUGCACUUCUCCUCCUCAAGAGGGCUUGAGAUGGGGACUGUUCCGUGUACUGUACAGGGUGGGAAAGCACAGAGCUAACUGCUGAGUGCCUGUCCUGCCCCGGUAUGUUUGGACCCCUUCCCGGGAGAACCAGGACCUCAGAAAUAAUUUUCCCGAGCUGAGUGUGUUGUGCACAACUAUAAAUCCCAGCGUUUGGGAGGCCGGGGCAAGAUGAUUGGAAAUUCAAGGCCAGCCUGGGCUGUAUAGUAGACACCCUGUCUCAAAGGAAAUGGGGGGUUCUUCUUGUGAAGGACAACAGGGAGCCAGGAUAGAAAAACAGCAUGUCCCAUGUCAGUGUACAAGGUCGGAGACCCUCGGAAGCCCUGUCUCACUCCAUAGCUGUCCUCUGCACAAGACCUGACUGUGCACUGGAGACAGGAAGGAGAAAGCCUUUGCCCACCUGACAGAAGACAGCCCUACUUCUGUUUCCUCAUAAAAUCCCUACUCCCCAUCGAGGCCAGGUUCGUCUCCACCAGACACCACUCGGACGAAGGGAAGUGGUGGAGGGGAGACGCAGGUGUCGAGGCUGGUGUGGGCUCGGCUGUGCAGAGCUUCGCCCAGAUUUUCCUUCCGUCCCAGAAGUGAGUCUUCAGCCUCCUUUUCCUGUUUGUCCCUUGUACAUCCUUGGUGUAAGGGAGUUGGGGCAACGAAUAAGACUCAAACAUAAGGAACAAAAUCACCCUUUCUCCCAUGGGUGCUUCUAACUCCAGGAGAAGCUUAUCCAGCAUAAAAAGCCCCACUCCCAGUACCCUUCCAGGGUUUGGCUGGACAAACAUUGCUUGUUUUUGGGUUUCUAAACCUCAGUAAAGGGAAGUGUACCACAGCUACUUUCUUGUCAGUGGCCUUUGUUUGUGACAGGGUCUUACGUGUAGCCCAGGCUGGCUUCAAAUUUGAUGCUCCUCCUGCCUUAGCCUCCGAAUGCGGGGAUCACAGGCGUGUGCCACCACGGCCAGCUGUCAGUGGCCUUAAAGAGAAGACAAACCCAUUUGAUUGUGUGAUGGGGAAGGGGGAGGGUCUGCUGGUAGGGUUAGUGUGGGCCGCCUCUCCUCGGAAAUCAUUGAUGUAACUGCUGCCCCUCCUCUGCCUCGAGAACUCUUGAUUCAGUCUUUUUAUAUCUAAAGAUACGUUUGAAUGGUUUUGGGGUUUUGUUUUAAAUUUUGAAGUUACCUUCUGAGGGUCUUAUGUGACUCUACUCGUUAGAUUCUAUUAAUGAGUGUUCUGGCUUGGGCAGGUUCAGACAUGGUCAGUGACCUGCAGUAACUUUUGUAGUGGUUAAUGGCACAGGAAUUUCUUUUAGGUGCUUUUGAUGGGAAGACAAUCCUGUUUUUUCCUCUGGUUGUUCAUCCCCCACCCCCACAGUGCCAGGGAUCAAAUUCAGCACCUUGCACUGGCCAGGCAGGCGAGGUGCCAGUGAGCUACAUCCCCAGGCCUGUUCAUUUCUAAUAGCAGGCAGUGAUGAGGAAGAAGAGGGAGGUGCUGCUGCUCCUGUGAAAUGGUGGGGUGGGCGGGACGGCAGGGGCGCCGCGGCGCAGCCUCAGGCUGGCUCUGAACACUGGCUCAUGCUUCCUGAAGCCUGUUCUGACUCUACUUCCCAUGUCGCCCUGUACCGUUACAGAAGCUUACACUGUCACUUCGGGGGUUGGUACGAGGGAUUUGAACCCAGGGCCUUUGCUACAUCGCAGCCCCUUUUUGAGUCAAGGUCUUGCUAAGUCAUUAAAUUGCCCAGUCUUGGCUCAAACUUGUGACCCUCCUGCCUCGGUUUCCCAAAGUGCCGGGAUUGCAGGUGGGUGCCACUGAGCCUGGCUGAAACUUGUAAGUCUGAAAAGGUUUCAGUCCCCGCUUUAGUUCUCAGUUGAAUACCACAGAACACAGCAGAGCCCUUCCCUCAGUGGCACGUCCCUCACUGGGCUCAGCCUGCUGGUUCCACCUCGUGCCAGUGUUAUUGCUGCUGCUCAGACCGCACUGAGCGGGCUGACUGGAAGAGCGUGCGGGUGGGGGUUGGGAUGUGGCAACGUUGAUGGGGAGGGAUUUGUUUAGUCUUUUUAACCAAAGAAUUUGAGGAGCUGCUCAGCCUGGAAAAUCUGGCAGCUCUGAAGAGAUAAUAGCCUUCGUCUGUCGUAACGGGUGGCAGGAGGACAUUAGGUGCGCUGAGACCACCAGACUGGGCUGCUCCGUAGGCGGUCUCGGGUCGGCACUGCAGCCUCCGUCCUUCCUCUCCCUUUCCUCAGGUGCGGCUCAGUGAGCUCACGCACCCUCCCUUAGUGUCUCUAGGGCUCACCCUUGGUGCUGUUGAGGGAGCCCUUGCUGCAGUGUGGCGGGGAUCCCCACAGUGGUUCUGACCUGAGAAAAGGAGCCACGGUUGCUCUUACACGGACGCCCCUUCUGGGAAAGUGGGGGCACGGCACUCCCAAGGGUGUCUGCCUUAGCCAAGAGCAGGUCCAGUCGCCCCAGCCUCUGCUGGACCUGCAUCAGUGGGCGUCAGGGAGGGUGGGUGUUAAAAAGCCAGUCUGCAGAGGUAGACCCUAAAUUUUGUGCCUUGUUACGCCGAUUCUUUCUGAUGCCCUUUUAAAUCAACCACUCCAUUUCUGUACAACCCACCUUUUAGGUUCGUCAAACUUAGCGGACUCCUGAAGUUCAGUGGGCUUUCCCACUUCCUUUCAGUUCCCUCAGCAGCAAAAAGCAGAUAUCUUGGCUGAAAUUCCAAGAGGUGGAGUUUCACACGCCUUCAGGGUGAGAAGCUGGUGCCCUCACCACCCUCACUUCCAUUGCUUUCUCCUGGCCUAUGCACUUGUUUUGAAGGCUUCCCCGUCCACGCAGAACCCCAAACUUCCUUGUCCUUGUUACUUAUCUACCUCACAAUCUCACAACUCAACAAGGGCACAAGGCCUGCCUUAACCUUACUGGCUUUCUCUUCAUGAAUUAGGAAGCUGGGGACUAGAAAGGCCUCAUGAACAAAUGCAGAAACGUGGGACAUUUCUAGUUCUGGAGUGUCUUCCCUGAGGGUUUGGGUCACUGAGCACCUAUAACAGCAGGAGCUUUAUAGCUAGGUCCUAGGAUGGCGGGCCAAGAGGGCAGGCGUUAGAGACCACACGGGCAGCUGAGUGGCUGGGAGUCACCCAAGGACGAGGACUGGUUAGUGGUUGCCAUAUGGCUGAGAAGGUAACCAAGUAGUACCAAAGAGGGUGUUUGCACCUUUUACAGGGCUGGAAGUAGAUGUUCCUUCUCCACCUUAACGUCCAGGUAGUUUACAGUGUCGAGGAGACAGAUCCCAGCCUGGAGGUAGUAACUUUUCCAGCCUGAGUAAGUUAAAGUCUCCAUCCCAUGACUGCUGUCCCAAAUCCCCCGAUAUACUGCUUUCGGGUGGGUAACUACUCUGUUGCAUGCACUUAUCACCUUGGAGAGGAAAUGUCUUAUUUAUACUUAAAACACAUUUUGUACAUUUUUCUUUAUCCAGAGAUGUCUAGUUUUAUACUCUUCCUGUGUCUGUGCCAAUGCUACCCUUCUAGUUUAUUCUUCCUUUUCUGAUCCCUGGUCUUUCCAUGUUUUUCCCUGUAAUUUGGUAGCUUCAUUUUGUUGACUUUUAAAAAAUAAACACAAAAGGCUGUGUGUCUUGGUGUCUUAUCCACAAGUGGAAAGGAGAAGCUUGAUGGGCCCAUACUUGCUGCUAUAGGAAUAUAGGUGACAGCUCAAAAA
Messenger RNA from Fukomys damarensis (Damara mole-rat), 5912 nucleotides. RefSeq names its product RNA binding motif single stranded interacting protein 2 (gene Rbms2). NCBI's taxonomy places the organism in Eukaryota, Metazoa, Chordata, Mammalia, Rodentia, Bathyergidae. The transcript is spliced from 14 exons. The coding region runs from base 84 to 1307 and encodes 407 amino acids. The record is from RefSeq and is a predicted model, not a curated record. Gene Ontology annotation, cellular component: ribonucleoprotein complex; cytosol; nucleus. Gene Ontology annotation, molecular function: poly(A) binding; poly(U) RNA binding; mRNA 3'-UTR binding.